Messenger RNA from Ilyonectria robusta, 685 nucleotides. RefSeq lists its product as uncharacterized. NCBI's taxonomy places the organism in Eukaryota, Fungi, Ascomycota, Sordariomycetes, Hypocreales, Nectriaceae. The transcript has 5 exons. The record is from RefSeq and is a predicted model, not a curated record. The coding region runs from base 1 to 609 and encodes 202 amino acids.
AUGCGGACAACAGCUACGGUGUGGCUAGCGUACGCGCCGGAUGGACCCGCAGUAAAGUGCUCCGGCGGUCGCCCCGGCCUCCGCCCCGGCCAUGGGGAUGAAGAUGCCGGGAGUGCAUCCGAGAAUCUCCUCACAUACCGAGAAUGCCCCGAGGAUUUCAAGUUCGGGUCGUUGCCGAAGUCUAUGGCAAUGUCUAGCAACAUCGUUCCUCUUACCAUCAUCAAGGGCGCCGGCCAGGAGUUCAUCCCCCUCCCCAAUGGCGAGAACGCAACCACGGCCGACUUCCAUUCUAUCCGGACCAAGACUGCCGACUCCCCCAGUCACUUGACUUCAGGAUUCUAUAAGAUCACGGCUGGCCCUGAACGACCCGCGUCUUACACUUUCGAGGAGACCAAGUAUGUCCUCAGUGGUCAGAUCGACGUUUUGGACGAGGCUACCGGAAUCACCCACCACCUAGUCCCAGGAGACUUCGCUUUCUUCUACGUCGGAUCCAAGGUCAAGUUCUCGACCAAGUCCAACGGUUUGGCGUUCUAUGCUGUUACUCGACCCGUUCGAACUCCCCACCCCAACCUUUUGGGCCGAGAGGAAGACGUGAAGUCGAGGUUGUAAUAUAUGAAUAAUGAUAAAGAAAGUUCAUUUUUAUAUUUAUUUAACACCCUCCUGUGCACAACUGGAUGAGAUCUUU